AUAGUUGAUAGUGUUGUUACUGUCAAAUUUUGAAUCUUAAAUAAAAUAUGUGUUAUUAAUAUUUGUAUUACACGAGUCACCGGCCAAUAAAUGGCGAUUUUUAAAUAAAUUUUGUUUGUUUGUACUAUUGAGUUACACAACAGUCCUUUAUUACAAUUUAAAGACGGUGAAAUAAACCAUUAUCAUAUAAUUGUGUAAACAAACUAUGGCAAUGACGAAAUCAAUAAUUGAUACAACUGUUGCUGGUAAAGAAAAUUCAGACGAACUGACUCUUUUAAUUAGACUAUUCAAGUCUCUAUUUUGUAUACAACCAAUUAUUGAAAAUAAUGCUGAGGUUAUUAGUAUAAUUAAUACUACACAAGAACUAAUUAUAAAAAAAGGCAUGAUUGAUCCAGAAUCUCAAAAAUCUUUAACCAGCUUUUAUGAAACAGCUGAUCUAGAAACUAUUAGAGAAGAAGAAACACUUAGAAAAAUGUUAGAAAUAAUAUAUGAAAUACGAAACAUAAGACAUCAAAAAAUUAAGUCACUUCUGCAGUCUCAACGAAGUUCGACAUUUCUUAAAUUGUUACAAGUAACAGCAAUGAGAAUACCAGUGUGGUUUCCAAAACAUGAUGAACAACCACCUCCAUUGUGUGGUGCUAUUGAGCCACUUCCUUCAUAUGUUGCAAAAAGUGGGGAUUUGGUGGCAGCGCUUGUUAAACAAUCUGGAGAAGAGCGAUGGAUUGUAGCAGAAGCAGUUGCAUUUAAAAAUGGAAAAUAUGAAGUAGAAGAUAUUGAUGUGAAAGAAACUAACCGUAAUUUUACAUUAGAAAAAAUAUAUGUAAAGCCAUUACCUCUAAUGAGAGCUGAUCCAGUCACUUGUCCGGAUGCAUUCUUUCCCUGUAAUGAAUUCGUUUUAGCAAUGUAUCCACAAACCACUUGUUUUUUCAAAGCUCUAGUGAAAGCUUCACCUAAAACAAGUUAUGAUGGAUAUGAAGUUUUAUUUGAAGAUGAUUUCAAUCAAUAUACCAUAAUGAUGGUUGUAUCCCAAAGAUUUGUAGUUUCAUAUCCAUCACUAGAAAUCCUUCAUAAAGAUGACGAGAUGAUAGUAGAAUAUUAAUUUUAUAUAAUAUUAGCUUAUCAAUCUAACUAAAAUAAAAUCUAU
Messenger RNA from Melanaphis sacchari, 1144 nucleotides. It is a transcript of the gene Sgf29, whose product is annotated as SAGA-associated factor 29. The record is from RefSeq and is a predicted model, not a curated record. Gene Ontology annotation, cellular component: SAGA complex. Bases 206 to 1099 code for a protein of 297 amino acids. Lineage: Eukaryota; Metazoa; Arthropoda; Insecta; Hemiptera; Aphididae. The transcript is spliced from 7 exons.